AUGACUGCUCCACCACCCUCACGGAUUCAGGACUCCCGGCCCCAAGCCUGUCCUUACCACAACUGCCGAGUUGCGGAGUUUCUGCCCCCGGUGGGGAGGCAAUUGCUCCCCCCAGCAGCUGAAGUGCACGAAGCAAACGCCUCAUGCCCAGCCCAAAGUCUGUUGGCACUUCGCUUCAUCGCCUCGGGGCCGCGCCUGGCAUUCUCAACCUGCCAAGCGGCGCGGGGAGGUGAAGGAGUCACUGCCCCACCAACUUCCUCUCGCCACGAGCCGUGUUUGCGCUGGCCCGCCACGUGCCCCAGCCGCGGCGCCUGCCUUCAGGACUGGAAGCCUUCUGGCACCAUCGGCUUUCCUGGGGCGACCAAAGAUCUACCGUGCCGCCUCAGGGCCUCCCCGCCCCGGCGACUGCCUCGCUUCCGGACCCUUCUGCUGGCCGAGGCCUCACGGCAGGCAGGCGGGUCGGGGCGUCACGAUCCUCCAGCUCCAUCCGAGAGCCGUGGCAACGCGCGUCCCCCAGUGUUGUCCUGUGGCCGUCCCCUCCCUCAGCCCAGUCCGACAUGUGACAGAGGAGCGAUGGAGGUGGUUGUCUUAAUUAUUGAAACACAGUGCAAAAAUGAUACGGAAGCUCUAAUACACAGACCGUACAAUAAAUUAAUUACAAGGAGGAUCAUUGCUAAGAGGGAAAUUAAGUGUAACCUGGAUGAGUACAAUUUAGGUGUUCAGUGUUGCAAGAAAUGUGAACGUGGUUUUGUUAAAAAUACCAGCUGCCCAACAGAUGUUAGCAAACACUGUGUUCCAUGUAAAAAUGGAAAGGAGUACAUAGAUCAUGUCAAUGAUUUGGACAAGUGUUUGAGAUGCUAUUCAUGUGACAGCAUAUUUGGUUUGGAGGUUGCAAAAAACUGUACCCCAGGACAGAACACAGAAUGCACCUGUGCAAAGGACUAUUUUUGCAAUUCUUCUGUGCCGUGUAGGCAUUGCGAUCCAUGUACCAUAUGUGAAAGUGGCGUAAUUGAAAAACAAUGUACUUCAACUUCAGACACUGUGUGUGGAACAAAAGGAGAACCAUGGUGGGCCAUUGCUUUGAUAAUUCCGUUAGCACUACUAGCAGUAGCUGGAGCAACAUUCUGUUACAGGAGAAAACAGAAGGGUCGUACUAGCAAGGAGAACCUAGGUGAAGUAGUCCCCAAAGCAGAGGCUUCUUAUGAGAACGUACCUCUCAUAUACACAGAUGUUGACCUGAGCAGCCAUGUUGCUGGUAUUGUGGAGGAGAUGACGCUCCACGAAGUCAAGACAUUUGUUCGUAAUCACAAAGUACCAGAACCUGUCAUAGAUCAAACUGUUCGGGAUUAUUUUAGCGAUACAUCUGAACAGAAGAUUAAGCUGUUUCAAGUCUGGUAUCAAAGGCAUGGGAUAAAAGGAGCCUAUGGAACCCUAAUAAGCAGUCUGAGAGACUUUAAAAUGUGCACUGCAGCUGAUAAAAUUGAGGAAAAACUGAAGGCAGCUGUUUCCAGCUGUCAGGAAGGGGGACAGUCUUACAAUGAUGACACUGAGCAAAGCAAAACCUGCACUCAGGAAUGUAGAAACUCUUACAAUGGUAGUGCUGAGCUAAGUAAAACCUAUUCUGGUAGUUUGGAAGAGACAUAGCACAGAGUCAUUUGAAACUUAUUUCUGACUGAACUAGUAUUUUUGUAAUAAUAUAAAUAACAAAGCUUUUAAAUGCCAUUUUCAUUGGCAGUUCUGACUGAUUCAAAGAAGUUUUAAUAUGAACAAGGAAUAAUUAUGAUUUUUAUAGCAGUAUCUUUCCUUUAAAAAAAGUUUUAGCUUUUUUUUUGGUUGUUAAGUGGGAAGAGAAGUUUUAUAGCUCAUUUACGAAAAGGUACAAUAUAAGA
Molecule: messenger RNA, 1889 nt
Organism: Haliaeetus leucocephalus (bald eagle)
Lineage: Eukaryota; Metazoa; Chordata; Aves; Accipitriformes; Accipitridae
Gene: FAS
Product: Fas cell surface death receptor
Exons: 10
Coding region: 1-1644 (547 amino acids)
Biological process (GO): extrinsic apoptotic signaling pathway in absence of ligand; motor neuron apoptotic process; necroptotic signaling pathway
Cellular component (GO): external side of plasma membrane; CD95 death-inducing signaling complex; membrane raft
Molecular function (GO): protein binding; tumor necrosis factor receptor activity
Source: RefSeq, a predicted model, not a curated record